Messenger RNA from Sorex fumeus (smoky shrew), 2827 nucleotides. It is a transcript of the gene STAM, whose product is annotated as signal transducing adaptor molecule. The transcript is spliced from 14 exons. The record is from RefSeq and is a predicted model, not a curated record. Bases 142 to 1758 code for a protein of 538 amino acids. NCBI's taxonomy places the organism in Eukaryota, Metazoa, Chordata, Mammalia, Eulipotyphla, Soricidae. Gene Ontology annotation, cellular component: ESCRT-0 complex. Gene Ontology annotation, biological process: protein transport to vacuole involved in ubiquitin-dependent protein catabolic process via the multivesicular body sorting pathway. Gene Ontology annotation, molecular function: phosphatidylinositol binding; ubiquitin binding.
GCCGCCGCCGCCGCGGUCGCUGAGCGUCAGUGCCGGGAGGAGCCGCCGCCUCGGCCCCCUCAGUAGUCGGCGUCUGUGGCGCAGCCCGACUCCCGCGGUGUCCAGGGGGAGCCCCUGCGGACCCCGCGGCAAGCGGAGGAGAUGCCGCUCUUCGCCACCAACCCCUUCGAUCAGGAUGUGGAGAAAGCUACCAGUGAGAUGAAUACUGCUGAGGAUUGGGGCCUCAUUUUGGAUAUAUGUGAUAAAGUUGGUCAGUCGCGAACUGGACCUAAAGAUUGUCUCCGAUCUGUUAUGAGGAGAGUGAACCACAAGGACCCUCAUGUCGCCAUGCAGGCCUUGACUCUUCUAGGUGCAUGCGUAUCAAACUGCGGCAAAAUUUUUCACUUAGAAGUAUGUUCAAGAGAUUUUGCUAGUGAAGUAAGCAACGUAUUAAAUAAGGGUCAUCCUAAAGUGUGUGAAAAACUAAAGGCUCUUAUGGUUGAAUGGACAGAUGAAUUUAAGAAUGAUCCACAGCUUAGUCUAAUAUCAGCAAUGAUAAAGAACCUUAAGGAGCAAGGAGUUACAUUUCCAGCCAUUGGGUCCCAGGCUGCAGAACAAGCAAAAGCAAGUCCAGCUCUGGCAGCCAAGGAUCCUGGUACUGUGGCUAACAAAAAGGAAGAAGAAGAUUUAGCAAAAGCCAUUGAGUUGUCUCUGAAAGAACAAAGGCAGCAAUCAACCACGCUUUCCGCUUUGUAUCCCAGUACGUCCAAUCUCUUAACUAACCACCAACAUGAAGGCCGAAAAGUUCGUGCUAUCUAUGACUUUGAAGCUGCUGAAGAUAACGAACUUACUUUUAAGGCUGGAGAAAUUAUUACAGUUCUUGAUGACAGUGAUCCCAAUUGGUGGAAGGGCGAAACCCAUCAAAGCAUGGGGUUAUUUCCUUCUAAUUUUGUGACUGCAGAUCUCACUGCUGAACCAGAAAUGAUUAAAACAGAGAAGAAGACGGUACAAUUCAGUGAUGAAGUUCAGGUAGAAACAAUAGAGCCAGAACCAGAACAAGCCUAUAUAGAUGAAGAUAAAAUGGACCAGUUGUUACAGAUGCUGCAGAGUGCGGACCCCAGUGAUGACCAGCCCGAUCUUCCAGAGUUGCUGCAUCUUGAAGCAAUGUGUCACCAGAUGGGACCUCUCAUUGAUGAAAAGCUGGAAGAUAUUGAUAGGAAACAUUCAGAACUCUCAGAGCUUAAUGUCAAAGUGAUGGAGGCACUUUCCUUAUAUACCAAGUUAAUGAAUGAAGACCCCAUGUAUUCCAUGUAUGCAAAAUUGCAGAAUCAGCAGUAUUACAUGCAGCCCUCUGGAGUUUCUGGUUCUCAGGUAUAUCCGGGGCCGCCUCCAAGUGGUACGUACUUGGUUGCGGGGAAUGCACAGAUGAGCCAUCUCCAGAACUACAGCCUUCCCCCCGAGCAGCUGUCUACGCUCAGCCAAGGAGCAGUUCCACCAUCUGCAAACCCGGUGCUUCCCAGCCAGCAGGCCCAGGCUUCUUACCCUAACGCAAUGGUCAGUUCUGUUCAAGGAAGCACGUAUCCCGCCCAGGCUUCAGUCUACAGUCCUCCUCCUGUUGCUGCUGCAGCCGCUGCUGCCGACGUCACGCUCUAUCAGAACGCAGGAACUGCCAUGUCCCAGGUGCCAAGCUAUAAUCUCACGUCGACUCUGCCUCAGGCCGCAGUCUCUCAGCAGCCCCCUCAGCCCCAGCAGCCGUAUUCUCAGAAGGCUCUGCUAUAGGACUCCGGCUUCUCCUGGUGGCACAUGUCUGCUCGACGCCCUUGACAGUGUCACUGGCUUCGUCAUAUGUUAAGAUUUGUUUAUCCUCAGCUUAUAGGAAUCUGUCUGGGUCAGAAGUUCAAAUAUUCAAGAAGGUAGAACUCUCUUGGAUUCACACUGACUUGUAAGAGGUUCUCCUUUCUCCUUUCCCCAGAAGGAUGAAGCUACACACAAGAAAUUAACUUUCAUAAUAUGAAAAGAAUGAGACGAGAUUGUCUUGUACAAAAUACUCAUUCUGCAAAAUGUCAAACAUACAAAAAGCUGUUUUGGCAAAUAUUGUGUGCGUGUAUAUAUAUACAUAUAGAGGGAGAUGUGUAACUUCAUUAGUGGUCAUUUUGAAUCACAAUGGCGAUCAUGUGAAUAUAUUUAACACUGUUAAAUUAAUUUACGUUGCUAUUUUAUUUUAAUCAUGAACAACUACCAUGUUUCAUAAUUUUUGUGUAAAUUUAAGAUAAUCUCUUAAACUGCAGGACAAAGUGAUAGCCUAUUUACGUGAGGUCAUCCUCUUGCCCAUGUUUCUCGUUAAACUACUUUUCCUUUCAUUGUGAGCAAAAUUACAACACGCACUUUCUGUAGCCUCUUUCUGCAGCCUCUGUACUACUAGCUGUCAUCACACCAGCGCACAGUAGCAAAAUUUGGUGCAAUUAGAGCAAAUGAUGCUGUUCCCUUUAAAUCGUUAUAUUUUGGCAUGAUAUUUCAGUAUAUUGUGGGACCAUGAGACACAGUUAAGUAGGAUCAUAUUCUUUAUACCUUUCUUUGUCCUGGUUGACGACUAGGUUUUUUUAAGCUGUAUACUGUGUUUCUUGAUGGCAGCGACACCAAAGAUAGAGGCAAUGAGUAGAAAUUUUUUAACUGGAAAGAAAACGUGAAUCACACUACAUUUUCAAAAUCUAUUGUCAUUCUUUAGAAUAUAAACAAAAUUUGACUCCUCUGUCUUAUCUAUCCCAUUAGUGGUCUUUUAAAUAUGUAUGUCUUUAGUGCUUUGUAUUCUUUAAUUCUCAUUAAAAUGGAUUUAAGUAGAUGUUUCAAA